Molecule: messenger RNA, 3267 nt
Organism: Danio rerio (zebrafish)
Lineage: Eukaryota; Metazoa; Chordata; Actinopteri; Cypriniformes; Danionidae
Gene: pskh1
Product: protein serine kinase H1
Molecular function (GO): protein serine kinase activity; ATP binding; protein kinase activity
Source: RefSeq, marked provisional
ACAGGAAAAAAGGUGGUCCCACUCCGAAAACACCGUUUCCAAGCAGGCGGUCUCAAUUUCAUACUUUUCUUUUCGUAUCGCCUCGUUUCCGAAGUGAUACAAACACUUUAACAACCCUUAUUUUGGACUGAAUAUCUUUGUUUUAGCAAAUACUAAAGGGAUGCUGUUUUUAACCGAAUUAAAGUUUUAGAAAUGCGGUGAAGUGAAGGGAAGAGCUGUAACUGGGGUGAGGAGGCUGGCGCUGGGAAUCUUGCCUUUUUACUCCCACCAUCGCCAAUAAGAAAAUACACUGUUAAGAUUAUUAUCCAUAAAUUUCUCAUUGAUUGGAGUUCAGUUAAUUCUGGAGUAUUGAUUGGAGAGGUUACUAUAGUGUUUGACUGGACGUGUCCUCUCGUGGCAUUUGCCGGUGUGGCACUGCACCGUGCACCGUUUGGAUGUUGCCUGGGAGAUGAGGAUGUGCUGCUGGCACCAGGAAGGUCGGAAUUUGAUGUGAUGGGGUGCAGGACAAGCAAAGUCCUCCCAGAACCACCCAGUGACGUCAAACUUGACCUGGUCAAAAAGGUAGAGCCGCAUCAGACGGAUGUCUACAAAAACUUCAUCAAAUACGAUGGUGGUGGGGAGAAAACAGGCUCGCCGUCCCCUCAGGGUCAAAGCCAGGCUGUUGCAAAGGUGAGCCAAUCCCCUCCACCGGCUAAUGACCAGCCAGAACCUGCUGACUCACACCGGAAGAAAGUAGCCAAAUACAGAGCCAAAUUUGACCCUCGAGUGACUGCCAAGUAUGACAUUAAAGCUUUGAUAGGUCGGGGCAGUUUCAGUCGGGUAGUACGAGUGGAACACAGGAGCACACGGCAGCCAUACGCCAUUAAGAUGAUUGAGACGCGCUACCGUGAAGGCAGAGAAGUAUGUGAAUCUGAACUUUGCGUCCUACGACGUGUGCGCCACACUAAUAUUAUCCAGCUAAUGGAGGUGUUUGAGACGGCUGAGCGGGUCUACAUGGUGAUGGAGUUGGCCACUGGUGGAGAGCUGUUCGACCGCAUCAUCACCCGUGGGUCUUUCACAGAAAGGGACGCCACACGGGUGCUUCAGAUGGUUCUUGAUGGGGUGAAGUACCUCCAUACAUUGGGCAUCACGCACAGGGACUUAAAGCCGGAAAACUUGCUUUACUACCAUCCUGGUGCUGAUUCCAAGAUUAUGAUCACAGACUUUGGCUUGGCCAGCACACGAAAGAAAGGGGACGAAUGUUUGAUGAAGACUACCUGUGGAACACCUGAGUACAUCGCUCCCGAGAUACUCGUUCGCAAACCAUACACUAAUGCAGUAGAUAUGUGGGCACUGGGUGUCAUUUCCUACAUCCUGCUCAGUGGAACCAUGCCUUUUGAGGAUGACAAUCGAAUGCGUCUGUAUCGACAGAUCCUCAAAGGAAAAUACAGCUUCUCUGGGGAGCCAUGGCCAAGUGUUUCCAAUCUGGCAAAGGACUUCAUCGAUCGCGUCCUCACGGUGGAUCCUAAUGAGCGGCUCUCUGCAGGCCAGGCACUCAAACACCCCUGGAUUGUAAGUAUGGCAGCUUCCUCCUCCAUGAAGAAUCUGCACCGGUCCAUUUCCCAGAAUCUCCUGAAGAGAGCUUCGUCACGCUGCCACAGCACAAAAUCAUCCCAGUCCACUCGCUCCAGCCGCUCCACCAAGUCCAGCAAGGCACGACGCCUUCGUGAAAAAGAGCUGCGAGAGCUGAACCGCCGGUACCAGCAGCAGUGCAAUGGUUAAGAGGAAAUAAGACAGCUUUUACUUUAGGAAAAACAGUGGAGAGAGCGGAACAACUUCCUGCUCCGUCACCACAGAGCCAAUUAGCAGAAAGCCUCCUUCUAAAACUUCCCUCGUUUUCUAUUUUUCUGCUGUCUCUUUCUUGUUUAUUACCUUUUAUGUGAGUGUUUUAUUUAUUUAUUGCUGGUGUAUUUUCAUGUUCGUAUUGUCCUUGAAAAUUAUCUCAUUCAGCAUUUUACAUGAUUGUAUCUGUUGAACAGAAUUUUACAAACGUCGCUGGAAGGACUAAGAAUAUACCUUCCUGAUUUUGCUGUGAAUUAUUUUGUUAUGGUACCCAGUCAGAAGAUCGCUCUUCUGAUGGGGGAAAUGUGCUGUUUAUUCCUUAUUACCAACAAAUCACUAGACAUAUUGGUAGUUUUUUUCUUACCUUAACGUUACUUUGAACAUGAGGGACGGUUAGGAUACAACCAUUGGUAACUGCAGGUUACAUUUAGAAUCAGUCUGCUGUUUAAAUAUAAUAAUGAGCCUUGAUGGGAUAGAUUGGCAAAAAAUGGAAAUGUCUCUAUCAUUUACUCAUUUGCCGUACUUUGUUCCAGUUUUGCAAAAGUGGCCUUAAUGAACCAUUUCGACACAAAAAUCUUCAUUUUGUAAUCUUGUUUUGCCUCGGAAAUAUGUUAAGAACAUUUUUUUUUUUAAUAUUUUGGGACACUUUGAUAACUACAGAGACAAUAGCCAUGCUUUUGGUCUUCUCGCAUUCUCUCUCAUAUAAGCUUGUCUUGGACUAUUAGUAUUUCUCUUUUUGGUUAAAUUUAUUAGGUAAAUUAUUGUAAAGUCUGUGAAACAUUCUUUUGUCAAAGAGUAGUUAAAAACAACUAAAUUUGAAGUUACUUGAGGGUCCAUAUGUGAGUGUUAAGGCUGCCAUACAUUAUUUAUGUUAUUUCUACAAUAAUAACUAAAAUAAUCAAAAAGGAUGUUUGAAAGACCCCUAUGUACAUUUGCAGCCCUUUUUUCCUUUCUAAUAGGAAAGUUAAAUGCGUUAAAUGCUCAUUAAACCAAGUUAAACAGGUUUGGAACAGUAUGAAGCUGAGUAAAUGAUUACAUGAAAAAUGGCAGUUAAUUUUCUCAACCCUAGGCUAUUCAAGAUGUACUAUGACUUUUCUUUGGUAGAAAUACAAUACCUGUGGUUCCUGAUGAUGCAUAGAGAUUUUGUGGAGCAAAACUAUUCACAACAUUACAUUACAUUGCAUUAUACCAUGUGGGUGCAAACUCCAAUGUGAGCCAAUGUUGUGUGUUUACAAUGGAAAAGGAGGACAUGUAUUGUGUUGUUCAUCAAAUUGGUCCACGAUUUUGCUUAACCUGGAUGCUGCAACCACCAUAAAAUAGUAAGAUUGGUGUAUCAUUAGUGAGACACCAAUCACUAUAAUAGUAUAUAAUAGUGUUUAACAGUUUACCAAGGACCACGAUUUAAGCUAAAGAUAAUAUUUAAUGUUCUAACAAAGAAAAAAAAAA